Messenger RNA from Microthlaspi erraticum, 438 nucleotides. The record is from the annotation of a GenBank genome assembly. Lineage: Eukaryota; Viridiplantae; Streptophyta; Magnoliopsida; Brassicales; Brassicaceae.
AUGCCGCGAAUAUCAUCCGCGUCCCGCCAAGUCCACGGCCGAUCCCACGUACCGACCCGGGAGGCAUCGUCCCGCGGUCGGCCAAAUCACUUUCACAUGCCCGAAGCUGCGCACGACCACGCCGCGCGAACAGGAAGACAACGCCUCGCGGCGGCGCGGCACAACUCAUGUACCGCGGCCGACCCAUCCAUCCGACCAAGAAGGUUUCGCCCCGCGACCGGCCAAGAUUCAUCGGCCAAAACCUUUCAUCCAUCCGACCCCGUCGGCCGAACACGAAAACUCUCGGCCACGAUCGUUCCGACCGUGCCGAUAGCCGACCACGAUCGUUCCGACCGUGCCGAUAGCCGACCACGAGCCGACGACCGUCCGAACGGUCUGGUCGACCCGAAGCCGUUUCUGAAGCCCGUUUCAAGCCCAAUGCCGGCGCCGACUUACUAG